GUCAGUCAGUCAGUCAGUCAGUCAGAGGCGAAGAUGCAUCGCAUGAAGGUGGUGCUGGGCCACCUCUCCGCCUCCGGGCAGCCCAAGGCCAGGCCCUGCCUGGGAUUCUCCUCCCGCCCGACUGUGGGCCCGGAUGACGUGGUGGUGGUCCACGGGAGGAGGACCCCCAUCGCCAAAGCCAAGCGGGGAGGCUUCAAGGAAACGACACCUGAUGAACUCCUUGCUGCAGUCAUGACAGCAGUCCUUAAAGACCUCAAUCUAAGCCCUGACAAACUGGGGGAUAUCUGUGUCGGAAACGUUCUUCAACCCGGUGCCGGCGCUUUAACCGCAAGAGUUGGACAGUUUCUAAGUGAGAUUCCAGAGACUGUGCCCUUAUCGUGCGUUAACAGGCAGUGUUCAUCUGGACUGCAAGCAGUGAUCAAUAUAGCUGGUGGCAUCAGGAACGGAUCUUAUGACAUUGGUUUGGCCUGUGGAGUGGAGAGCAUGUCCCUACGCAGCGCUUCGGAGCCUGGGGAUGUCAGCUCCCGUAUGAUGGACAAUGCCAACGCCAGAGACUGUUUGAUCCCAAUGGGAAUAACCUCUGAGAAUGUGGCUGAAAGAUUUGGCGUCACCCGAGAAAAACAAGAUGCCUUUGCCCUGGUUUCUCAACAAAAAGCAGCUCGGGCCCAGCAGUUGGGGUUGUUCAAAAACGAGAUUGUUCCUGUGACGACCAAGUUCACCGACGACCAGGGAAAUGAGAAGACCAUCACUGUGCUCAAGGACGAAGGGGUCAGGGCCAGCACCACGCUGGAGGGGUUGGCCAAGCUGAAGCCGGCCUUCAAGCAGGAUGGAUCCACUACUGCUGGUAAUGCCAGCCAAGUCAGUGAUGGAGCAGCUGCGGUUCUCCUGGCCAAGCGCUCCAAAGCAUCGCAGUUGGGUCUCCCUGUAUUGGGGGUUUUGCGAUCGUAUGCCGUCGUUGGAGUCCCGCCUGACGUCAUGGGCAUUGGGCCAGCCUACGCCAUUCCAGCGGCAUUGGAAAAAGCUGGGUUAACAGUGAAAGAUAUCGAUGUGUUUGAAAUCAAUGAGGCCUUUGCCAGUCAGGCCGUCUACUGCGUGGAGAAGCUGGGCAUCCCUCUGGAGAAGGUCAACCCUCUCGGUGGCGCCAUUGCUCUGGGUCACCCUCUGGGCUGCACCGGGGCUCGGCAGGUGGUCACACUGCUCAACGAACUAAAGCGCAGGGGGAAGAGAGGCUAUGGCGUUGUGUCCAUGUGCAUCGGAACAGGGAUGGGAGCUGCUGCUGUGUUUGAAUACCCAGGGAACUAAAUCCUCGUCUUCUAAGAACCAACCCAGUGUCUUAACCCCUGGACUUCUCCAGAAAAUGUGAUUGGAACAGGAAUGGCAUCAGAUGUCCAACCGUCCUUCAUCUAGGACACAUCCUCGACCAUCUUGUCACCUUUUGCCAAUUCCAGCCCUUUAUUCAGCCUUAGUCCCUGCCUCAACAUGAGCUGCUGGCUUCAGCUAUGGGCUCCAAGACACGGCAUGCUUGCCACAAUGGAAUGGCUUGAAAUAACUCUUAAAUACCAUGGAUCUUGUCCCAAAGGGAGGCCAUCUCGGCAUCAGCACCCAAGGGCUGGGUGGUGGUGUAUUUUGUCCAUGGGGUCCUUCAGAAGCCUCACAGACUGUUCCCCAAGAUAAUGAAGUUCAGUUCGAGUUUGGAAAAUGCAAGUGUACUUUGUUAUACAGUUAGAACCACCCAGACUUCCAGGACAAAAGCAAUGCACACUUCUUUCUUUUGUCAGAAAGGACAACACAUGGGGCAGGGCUACACUUGGCUCAUUUCCCGUCCAAAAGAGACUAACUGUAUUGAGAGUGAAAGUACGGUGAAUGUAAGAGCUACUUUGGCUGACCAGACUAACUCAGGGCAAGAAGACACACCAACUCUCAAGACUCACUAAAACACAUAAAUGAAAACAUGGCAGAGGUUCUGGUAGGCUGCUUUGCUUAUAAAAGGAACUUUUGUGGAAUCACUGAAAAUUUGAUGCAUCUGCAUUCAGAAACUUAUCUGAACAUGUUUCCAGAUUAAAAAAAAAACCUAGGAGCUGCUUAGUGGGGAAAAAGUUGCUAAUGAUUGUAUUUCUUUCUUGUUAGGGAAAUUAAGAAAUCACACUGGACAAGGCCUUUAAAAAUACACUACUGCGCACACUUAGAUACAAAAGGAGGCAAAAGUGGAAGACAUGUUUUUGUCUAUUAAGAGCUCAAGGAGCAAAUGCAGUUGAACCCUUAAGGAUUAGCUCUGCUUUGGCCCCACUUUUGCACUUCAGAGCAGAUACGUUGAAUAAUAAUAAUAAUAAUAAUAAUAAUAAUAAUAAUAAUAAUAAUAACAUUCCAGCUAUGAGGAAGAAGGUCACAAGUGCUUUACUGCUUCAAUUAAGAUGCUGUAAUGAUCAAAUAAAAAUAUUUUUAACUGA
Messenger RNA from Anolis sagrei ordinatus, 2447 nucleotides. RefSeq names its product acetyl-CoA acyltransferase 1 (gene ACAA1). Gene Ontology annotation, molecular function: acetyl-CoA C-acyltransferase activity. The record is from RefSeq and is a predicted model, not a curated record. Gene Ontology annotation, cellular component: peroxisome. Gene Ontology annotation, biological process: phenylacetate catabolic process; fatty acid beta-oxidation. Lineage: Eukaryota; Metazoa; Chordata; Lepidosauria; Squamata; Anolidae.